This is a messenger RNA of Mastomys coucha (southern multimammate mouse), 3906 nucleotides long. Its product is annotated as zinc finger protein OZF-like. Gene Ontology annotation, molecular function: DNA-binding transcription factor activity, RNA polymerase II-specific; RNA polymerase II cis-regulatory region sequence-specific DNA binding. The transcript has 8 exons. Gene Ontology annotation, biological process: negative regulation of transcription by RNA polymerase II; regulation of cytokine production; regulation of immune system process. Gene Ontology annotation, cellular component: nucleus. The coding region runs from base 189 to 1820 and encodes 543 amino acids. The record is from RefSeq and is a predicted model, not a curated record. NCBI's taxonomy places the organism in Eukaryota, Metazoa, Chordata, Mammalia, Rodentia, Muridae.
GCCUCAGUCUUGCACACUCCUCGUCUCUGAUUACCUCCAGCGCCACUAUCCCACCUGUUCUCCAAGUUGGGUCCUGUCCAGGUGUUCCGCGCUCGCCCAGAAGUCCGGAGAGGCUCUGCCUGUCGCCGCGUGUCACAUUUCCCCACUGAAAAUCACAGUGAGAGCUCUGAGUGUCUCGGAAUCCUGAAAUGGGGUUGGUGUCAUUUGAGGACGUAGUGGUGGACUUCACCUGGGAGGAGUGGCAGGAGCUGGACGCUGUUCAGAGGGCCCUGUACAGGGAUGUGAUGCUGGAGACCUACAGCAGCCUGGUGUUCCUGGGGCACUGUAUGAACAAACCUGAGUUGAUCUUCAAGUUGGAGCAAGGACUUGGGCCAUGGAAUGUAGCAGAAGCCUCAGACAGGAGCCUCCCAGAUUUUCACAUAUCAACUGCACCAAUUGUGACCACCAAGAAAAAUCACAAGGCAUAUGUGUGGCAAGCUAGAACCACCCGAAACAAGACAAAUGAAAAGAUUGCAGAGCUAAAGGAGCAACAGAAGAUCCAGCAAGAGUCAAAAUCCUGUGAAAGAGAGGCACAUGGGAAGAUAUUUGAUCAGAAAUCCCAGAGCACUGGGAUUCAGAUGUCUCCUACGUAUCAGACAGCUCUCCAUUAUAAGGCAACUCUCACUAAAGGUCAGAGACUUCAUAAAGGGGAGCUAAGCCGUGAGUAUGAGGAAUACAGGAAAACCAUCUUCCAGAACUCACAUGUUACAGUAUGUCAGAAAACUCAUAUAGAUAUAAAGCUUUGUGGAUGUACAGAAUGUGGAAAAGCUUUCUCUUGCAACUCAGAACUCACAAGUCCUCCAAGAACUCACAUACGUAAGAGGCCCUAUAAGUGUAAGGAAUGUGGGAAAGCCUUCUGCUCUCAGGGGAAACUUACUUUACAUCAAAUAGUUCACACAGGUGAGAAGCCCUAUGAAUGUACAGAAUGUGGGAAAGCCUUCUCCCACAAGGCAUACCUCACUCAGCAUCAGAAAAUUCACAUGAGCAAGAAGCCUUAUGCAUGUGCUGAAUGUGGGAGAGCCUUCUACCGCUUAUCACACCUUACUUUGCAUCAGAGAACUCACACAAAGGAGAAGCCCUAUGAUUGCACAGAAUGCCAAAAAUCUUUCUACUGCCGGUCACAGCUUACUGUCCAUCAGCGAACUCAUACAGGUGAGAGGCCUUUUGGGUGCAUGGAAUGUGGAAAAUCUUUCUACUACAAGGCACACCUAACUCGACACCAGAGAAUUCACAGCAACGAGAAGCCUUUUGAAUGUAUAGAGUGUGAGAAAUCCUUUUACUGUCAGUCAGACCUCACUGUGCAUCAACGAUCUCACACAGGUGAGAAGCCCUAUGAAUGUAUGGAGUGUGGGAAAUCAUUCUACAAGAAGUCAAAACUCAUUCUCCAUCAAAGGAAUCAUGUAGGCGAGAAGCCUUAUCCAUGCACAGACUGUGGGAAAGUUUUCUAUUGCAAAUCACAUCUCACUCUCCAUCAGACAGUCCAUACAGAUGAACACCCAUAUGUAUGUACAGAGUGUGGGAAGUGUUUCUACUAUAAGUCACAGCUCAUUGUCCAUGGAAGAACUCACACAGGUGACAGACCCUACAAAUGUGAAGAGUGUGGGAAAGCUUUCUCCCGAAAGCUACACCUCAUUCGACAUCAAAGCAUUACUCACACAGAUAAGAACAAUUUGAAUGUAGCAAAUGUGGGAAAGGUUUCUACUGCAAGCCACCACUCACUUUAUAACGUCACUGAACGUGAGCAUGUGCCAGGCAUUUUAAAGGAAAAGAACGCAGGAUAGCUUUCUACUUCAAGGUACAAGUAACAGCAGUGGACAACUCAGAUGAAGAGCCCUGUGAAUGGGAAGAAAGGGAAAACUUUAUACUGGAAAGCUGUGAGAAAGAACUCUGAAAACAUGAGUUCAAAAUACAGUUUCUCAACUGUGCAAAAUACAAGGAUGCAAUAUGAAUUAUACGAGGGGCUUCACAAACCUGAAAGAACAGAGGCUGCUGCACUAUGACCCAGGUUGUAAGAAAGAUACAAAGGCAGGCAGAUUCCUAAGUUCAAGGUCAGCCCGGGACAGAGCAAGGACAGGCCCAGGUGUGGUGGAAAUUGUAAUCUCAGGACCAGAUCCUACCCAGCUGUCUGUGCUUAACAAAAACAGGCAGAUCUCUGAAUUCAUUUGCAAUGUUUAAAGAAAGAAAGAAACAAAGAAAUGUGUUUGCUGUCUCUGUCUAAGAAUCAAGGGGCUGGAGUCAGGGGAUGCUGAUUCAUGGGAUAAUCCAAAGGGAACCUGGAGUAAAUGACUGAACUGAUAUGAAAAUAGAAGAUUGUUCUGCAAGAGAUAAGCUAUCCAGAGUUUUCAAAAUUGUUUUCAAGCAAAAGAGAGAGCUGUUUUUAGCAGAGGGCUGUCUUAAAAGCUGUCUGGAGCAGAACACAGCCAGUCUGUCAGCUUGUACCCCGUGAUUGACUUUGAGUCGUUUUUUCACCACUCUCAUUUCAAUACCCCUUCUUUCAGGAAACCUCCCCCCCUCCCCCAAGCCAAAGCUGGUCCUUGGCACAGAAAACCUGAGUUGGAUUCCCAGGUCCACUGCUAGCAGGAACUCCAGCUCCAGCUGGUUCAAUAUCCUUGAAUCUCCCUCUGCAGCUAUAGAAGAUGGCUAAGGCCAGGCACGUGCUGGGGUGUCCCUGCAUGGAAGUCCAGAGAGGCUAUUGUGUGAAAGUGUGAAGGGGAAGACUGGACUGCCUGGAGAGGUGCCAGAUCUGUGGGAUACCUGCCCAGGAAAGCUACUAGCAGGGAGUGGAACCAGCCCACAAGAAAGAAGUUUGUUGCAGUCAACAAAGCUAAAAGGAGUUGGAGAUCUGAAGAGCAUUUUGACAUCGGACAUGGAGAUGCGGAGUGUGGAGUCUACCAGCUGUUUUCCAGUCUUGCCUUGGUCCAGUGUCUCCUCACUGUGCUCCCUUCCCUGUGUUUUGAAAUGGUGAUGUGUAUCCUGUGCCAUGAUACAUUGGAAAACCCACCCCACACUGAUGAAGGAUGUACCUUAGGGGACCAGACUGGGACUUCAACACAGCCGAAGGGCACCAAAAAGGAACAGCACCAGUGGCUAGAAGUGAAACCCUGGCUGACAAGGCUGCUAAGGAGGUACCCUGAAGGGACCAGCCGCCUCUGUACUGGCCAGUGUCUCGCUGGAACCACUCAGUCCCAACCUGCCAGAGCAACCAGGCUUUACAGAAGGGAAUAAAAACCAGCCCGUGAGUCCAUGUCUAGAGGGCUGGUGGCAAUCGACUGAAGGUAAGCUAAUGUUGCCUACCACUUUAGCAAGAACCAUUCUCAGAAAAUUCGAGAGUCACUCACAGUGGGCAUCAGAGGAAUGGCAGAUGUAGUCAAUCUGAAGUGACUUUCAAGGAUAUACAGAGCACCCCUGAGGAUAUAGUGAUAAACUGUAAAGCUUAUCAGCUGACCAAUACUCUUAGGCAAACAUCCAGGUUCCCAACUGUGAGGUAAGAGACCAGGGGGCUACUGGGAAAUUGAUUUCACAAAGGUCAAGCUGGGAAGGUAUGGCUACAAGUAUCUGCUAUUUGUGGACACUAUAUCUGAGUGGACAGAGGCGUUCCCAACUAAGGCUGAAACAGCAAAGGGAGUGGUCAAGGAAUUGCUGGAGGACAUUUUACCCUGGUAUGGAUCUCCUCUUAUAAUAUGGUCAGACAGUGGACUGGCAUUUGUGUCCAAGCAGGCCUGAUUCCGGAACCAGGAGACUGGGUCUAUGUGUGGAGAUUUCACCAAGAUGGGCUUGAACCCAGGUGGAAGGGACCUUACAUCAUCCUGUUGGAACACCCCUACUGCCAUCAAAGUGGAUGGGAUUACCACCUGGAUGCAUUACACU